AUGGCAGCGACCUCCUUCUCCUACGCCGUCGCGGUCGCUCUACUCUGCCUGCUCGCCGCCAAUGGCUGCUGCGGCUGCCCUGGACCCGCUCCUGCCCCCACACCUGCCCCCGCUACCCCCAGCCCCGUCCCCGUUACACCUCCACCUGCGCCCGCUACCCCCAGCCCAGGCUCCGGUUCGGGCAGCACCAACGACUCCUCCGGCGGUUGGUUGGACGCCAGGGCCACCUGGUACGGCGCCCCCGAUGGCGCCGGGCCAUUGGACAAUGGUGGCGCGUGCGGCUUCAAGAACGUGAACCUGCCGCCGCUCAACGCCAUGACGUCGUGCGGCAACGAGCCGCUCUUCAAGGACGGCAAGGGAUGCGGCUCCUGCUACCAGAUAAGAUGCGUGGGAAAGGCUCACCCGGCGUGCUCCGGCGUCCCCGAGACGGUGAUCAUCACGGACAUGAACUACUACCCCGUGGCCCGCUACCACUUCGACCUUAGCGGCACUGCCUUCGGCGCCAUGGCCAAGGAUGGCCGCAACGACGAGCUCCGCCACGCCGGUAUCAUCGACAUGCAGUUCAAGAGGGUGCCGUGUGAGUACCCGGGGCUGUCGGUGACGUUCCACGUGGAGAAGGGGUCGAACCCGAACUACCUAGCGAUCCUGGUGGAGUACGGGAAUGGCGACGGCGACGUGGCGCAGGUCGACCUCAUGGACGACGGCGAGCCGACCGGGCCCUGGGUUCCGAUGAGGCAUUCGUGGGGCUCCAUCUGGCGCCUGGACACGCGCCGCUCGCUGCGGGGGCCCUUCUCGCUGCGGGUCACCAACGGGUCCGGCAGGUCGCUCGUUGCCGACCAGGUCAUCCCCGCCGACUGGAAGCCCGAAGCCGUCUACAGCUCCGACGUCCAGUUUGAUGGUUGA
Triticum aestivum (bread wheat) is the source of this 903-nucleotide messenger RNA. RefSeq names its product expansin-B7-like. The record is from RefSeq and is a predicted model, not a curated record. The transcript is spliced from 2 exons. NCBI's taxonomy places the organism in Eukaryota, Viridiplantae, Streptophyta, Magnoliopsida, Poales, Poaceae. Gene Ontology annotation, cellular component: extracellular region. The coding region runs from base 1 to 903 and encodes 300 amino acids. Gene Ontology annotation, biological process: sexual reproduction.